AUGAGCCUAUCGGCGUUGGACGACGUGGCGCGCCCGGCCAUGAAGCAUGCAUCAGCCAAGGCGUUCGGCCCGACGCACGAGGUGCUCCAGGUGCUCGACGAUGGCCGCGACCGUCCGACGCCGGGCAAGGGCGAGCUCCUCGUCCGCGUCCUCGCGGUGUCCCUCUCUGGCAGCGACUGGCGCUCCAUGCACGGCGACGUCCCCGGUAUAAAAAAGCCCGCCAAGGGCUUCCCGUACGUCCCCGGCGGCGACUGCUGCAGCGAGGUGGUCGCGCUCGGCCCCGGCGUCGCCGAGUUCCAGGCGGGCGACCGCGUCGUGUCGACGUGGCAGGUCUUCGGCGAAGGCGCGCUGGCCGAGUACGCGACCGUCAAGGCCUCGCUGUCCGCGAAGCUGCCGGCGACGGUGCGCCCCGAGGAGGGCGCGGCGCUGGCGAACUCCGCGGGGCACGCGCUGAAGGCCGUGCGCGGCGCGAAGGUCAAGGCGGGUGACCGCGUGCUCGUCCUAGGCGGGAGCGGCGGCGUGGGGACGGCCCUCGUGCAGCUCGCGCGGCGCGCGGGCGCGGCGUACGUCGCGUGCACGACGACGAACGGCGCGCUCGUGCGCGAGCUCGGCGCGGACCGCGUCAUCGACUACCGCCACUCAAGCUGGGCGAACGACCCCCUCCUGGCGAAAGAGCCAGUCGACGUGGUGUUCGACUGCGCGGAGGGCGAGGAGGCGUGGCUCGCGGCGCUCGAGAGCCGCGCGGUCAAGCGCGGGAAGCACGGCGGCCGGUUCGUCAGCAUCCACACCGUGUGGCGCAUGCUUCUCACGUCGUACUGGGACGUGGCCAAGUUCAUGGCGCCGCGGCUCGCGCGCGGGCCGUGGAGCGCGCUGCACCGGGGGUCCGCGCCGCGGCACUCCUUCCACGUGGAGGAUGUAGACGGGAAGGUGCUGGCCGAGGUGCUGCAGCUCGCGGGCGCGGGGCAGCUCAAGGUGCCGCUGGACACGCGCGGGCCGUUCCCGUUCACCACCGAGGGCGUGCGUGCGGCGUUCGACCUGCACGAGAGCCACCAUGCGCGCGGCAAGGUCGUCAUCAAGGUGGCCGAUUGA
Pedinophyceae sp. YPF-701 is the source of this 1089-nucleotide messenger RNA. Lineage: Eukaryota; Viridiplantae; Chlorophyta; Pedinophyceae. The record is from the annotation of a GenBank genome assembly.